GAGAGCUCUCACCUCGGGAGAGCUACCACCAAGGACGAGGCGUACAGAGCAGAGCAGAGAAGCACUAGGUGAGUCGGUGGGCACGUCACUCUCGCACCUCCUCGCCAUUUUGAUCACCAUCUGGCAGAUCAGCGUGUGCCACGGUCAUUCAUACCCGUCUGCACGUCAGGGCAGGCCACGGCAGCGAGGCACCACAGGACAGACAGAAAAGAGCCGAAAAACGGGGCGCCAAUUCACUUGAGGGGUCGAUCUCUCUGUGUGAGCAGGAGGAGCACCCACCCACACAAGACCACCCAGUGGCACACACACACACACACACACACACACGCACACACACCGGUAAGUAUGACAAGCAUGUGGCCACACUGGAGGGCUGGAGGCAUUUUCUUGAGUAAUUGAUCGCAAUAUAGUGGGGGAAGAGGAAUGGCCGCUGGUGUGUGUCGGUACAGACAAUGUUCAGCGGCCUGGCACUGUUGGGCAUGACGCCCAACUGGGCCCUUACGAUCCCCCAUCGGGCGGGUGAGAGAAAGGGAGGGAUGGAGGGAAGGAGCACACGGACAAGGGUGUCCGUGUGUGUGUGCGUGCGUGCAGCGGCCGAGAAGGAGAAGAAGGAGAAGGCGGCGAGGGAGGCGAGGGAGGAGGAGGAGAGGAAGGCCGGUGAGUCGUACGACCCACACGGACACACUCCACACACGAAUGUGACGAAAUGCAUUCGCACGCGUCGUACUUGCAGACCUGACCGCGAUGCUCGACCGCAUCCGGCAGCGUCGCGCCGAGGAGCGCAAGACAGGUGGGUCAGGGUGGCCGCAUACACAGGCAGGUUGUUCUCUUUGUGAUGGAUGGAUGGAUGGUGUGCAGCGGAGAGACGGCGGGAAAGGGUGUGGCUGCGCCAGUUGAGGGAGAGGGGUACGUGAGAUAAUAACAAGACGCACCCUCUUCCCCACACACAUGGUCUUGAUUCUCUCUGCAGAGGCCAUGCGCAAGAGAAGGGAGGAGCAGGAGCAGCGGCAGAGGGAGGAGCAACAACAAUCGGCUAGAGAGAGGGGUACGUGAGAGAAUGCCAAGACGCACCGUCUUUCCCCACACACUUGGGAUUGAUUCUCUCUGCAGAGGCCAUGCAGCAGGAGGACAUCAAGGUGCCUGGGCCCGAGGAGAAGCAGGAGCAGGAGCAGCAGCAGCAGCAGCAGUCAGCCAAGGACGGUAUGUGCCAAUCAAACGCCGCACGACACAGACUCAUCUCUCCCUGCCUUUUGUGCAUGAUUCUGCAGCGGGCGACAAGAGCAAGAAGGAGGCCGAGGCGCGGAGGGUAUGCGCAUCAGCACACCCCACCAGCCAACCCACCCACAUAACACGUGCCGAUCCUGUUGUGUGAUGCAGGCAUCAUGGGCCAGCACGGCCAGCACGGUUUGUGUACAUCUGUGGAAGCAUCACCAAAGUGCAGGACUGCUUGGUGGCUGUUACUACUUGGACGCAUUCAGGACAAGAACGGACGAGUGUCGAUGCGGGGUUCAACAUUUUCGCUGUUGGGCAGCCAGGUAUGCUACGUCCCCGACCUCCGACCACACCAAUCAUUCUGCCUGGCCGCAUUUGUGCAGUUCUCGAUGCCCCUCAACACGAGCACGCCCCCCAUGGUGACGCAGGUGCGCAUGCACCGGACAUCACCACGCCUCUGUCUCGAGUGUGUACAUGCGUUUGUGAGUGCGUGUGUGUGUGUGUUCAGGUGAUGACAAAGGACGGCAAGAUUGCCAUCGUACCGGUGAGCACAAAUCGCCUGAACACAAACCCAGACCAGACCAAUCAGACCACCCACACACCCGACACUUGGUAUAUGAGUGUGGCGAUCUCCGUCAGGUGGUGUACGCACCGACGAGCGGCCCCCAGCGCAUCGCAGCCCGGGCCCCCAGCCGACAAGCGUGCUGCCAGUGGUUGCCCGCGUGCAUGCGCCCUGACACGACCGGCACACACACCACAUCGGUAGGGAAAUACGAGCACUCCCGAACGAACGUGUACAUGUUGUAUGCUUGGUGUGUGUGUGCGUGUGUGUGUGUGUGUGUAUUGUAUACUGCGAAAAAAGUCGUUUUGAUCAACGGUGUUCGCAAUCCAGCCGCUCAAGGCACCGCCGCGAAUCAGGGGACCCUGGUUCUGAACACCCACAUCGACCCCACCCACGCACCGACCCACCCAUCCACCCAACCCGGUGUGUGGGUGUCGCCACGCUAUGCUAUGCUAUGCUGACGCGGCGGUGAUUGGAUGCAUGGAUGGAUGGAUGAGUGGUCGUGUGGAUAAAUGAUACCUGACGCCGCUUCUCGUACGAUCGUGUCGAUCGAGUGGUUGGUCUGGGUGGGGGGCCGAUGCGUGUGUGUGUGUGUGUGACACGUAUAGGUGGGAAGGAGAGAGAGAGAGAGAGAGAGAGAUGAGAUGGCACACCUCUGUUUGCUUCGGUGUGCUGACUGUCUGAUACUCGAUGGUGACCUCACAAAGUGAGUGUUGAUCAUCGCUCUCUAUGUCUGCGGUCGCCGUCGAGCGGCUGACUGACAGACAGAUAGACAGACAGACAGACGCACGUCCCAUGCACACAAAGGAAAGAAAGACUGCCGACUGCUGCUGGUGGGGUAUGUGACUUGGAUGGACUCCCUCCCUCUCUGUCUCUCUGGUGUGUUGUACUGUGUAUGACCCUUAUCAUCUUGUGCUGUAUUGGUGCGAGUAGCGCUGUUGCCUGGCCUGGAUGUCAAUCUGUGUGAGGGUGGGAGAGCGAGAGAUUUUUCUGUUUCGCCAGCUGUGAUCUGUAUACUAUCUGUAUGGCAUUGUGUGUGGUUCUUCUGUGUGUGUCUGCCUCUCUCUCCCCUUGUGUGUGCAUCUCAUCAGUCACCUCGCAACGCUAGAGCAUCAGCCACAUGGUGUUGGUGCUUUGGGGUUGCCGGGCGAUGACAGAGAUGCGCGCAGAGGGAAAUGAACACACACGCGACUGCUCACCCAUCCCACCAAUUGAGGCAGCGGAUGUGUCCUUUUGCCGUCCGUCCGUGUGACAUGAUUGUUCACCCGCACAGACAGACCGACGCGCAUUUUGCCCAUAUGGCCCACCGCCCCCCCAGGUUUGCUGAUGGACACCCCGAUGUGAGUAUGCAAUUGGGGUGCCGGUGUGUCUGUCAGUGUGGGACACUCAUGUGGGAGGCCACAUAAAGACACACAGAGGGACGUUUGUAUGUGAGUCGGCAUUUUGUGCGCCCCUCUCUGCCGACGAGCGGGUGGCUGUCUGGCGCAUUGUUAUGUUUGUGUGGGAAGGCCGAUUUGCUAUGUCAAUGUGGGAAGAGAGAGAGAGAGGUCUAUUUGCUUUUCUUUUGGUGUGUAUCGUGUGUCGGUGUGCUGACUGCGAGAUCCUCUGCGGUCACCCUACACAUUGAGAUGCUCGACCCCACCCCCAGACAGACAGACUGUCGUCGUGCGUGUACACACACACACGCACACCGAUCUGUCCCUUUGUCCGUUCGCCUGACUGAAUGUUGUUCGUGUUUUCCUUGUUUUCCUGCGUGCGUCCAUCCCCCUAUGUGGGCAUCUUGAGCAUCGCGGCAACCAUAGAGUAUCAGCCCACGUGUGGUGUUGGUGCUUUGGGGUUGCCGUGUGGCGACAGAGAUGCUCACAGAGGAAAAUAGACAGACACAUACGACUGCAAACGGCUGCUUACCCAUCCCCCCAACUUGCUGUCUGUCUGUAUCCGCACACACACAUGGAUGGAUGGAUGCGUCGGUGUCUGCACUGUUUGCUCUUAGGGGUCUGCGCAUCUGUCUCUUUUCCGUCAGUCUCUCGUUGACUCGUCCGUGUGAUGGACAACGCGUACGCGGCUGACGACGAAAAGGGCAGCGGUUUCUUGACAGCUGACCAACGUACGAGUGUCCUCGGAUGAGUCCAUGGAUGGCACAUAAGUGUGGGUGUGUGCAUGAUGUGGCCAUAGUCAUGCGUGUGAGUGCCUUGGAGUUUCAAGCCAAAUUGAAGAAGACAUGCAUGCAUGGUUGGUCCAGGGCACCACACAAUAUAAAAUGCAGACAGCGAUGUAUGUUAUUUGACUGCAUCGAAACGCCAUUAAAAUCGACCCACACCUAAUAGCGCGAGCUGGUGCAUCCAUCCCAUCGCAUCCAUCCCAUCCGUCCCACAUCCGCGCGACACCAAAUGAGCGACUAAAGACACAGCACAACCCAUCGAGCGGUGCAGCGGAGAGCUGUGCAUACACAGUGCCAACAUACAUAUCAAUACCAAGCUAGCUGUGAGCCUGCCUGGUCGUGUGCUGCCUUGCUUGAUAUCAAUUGGUGUGUGCAUGAUGUGACUACAGGCAGGCGUAGACGGACAGGGGGAAAACGAGUGUUUGUCUUUCACACGACACACAGGGCAGUCGUCGACAUGGAUGCACAGCCAAGCCAAGCGUCGGUCACAAUCCACUCGCCAUGCAGACCAACCAGCAGCCAGCAGUUGUCUUAUCCCACGCCCUCCCCACUCCGUCCCUCUUGAAACGCACACCAAGUCAAGUCAGCAUGCGCCUCCCCUCCCGUCACACACAUGCAGCCUCUCUUGUGUGCAUGAUGAUCCUACUUAGUAGAGAUGUCACGCAAUAGUAGAGAUGAGACAUGUAGGAAAGACGCAGGCAGGGAGGCAGGCAGCAGGCAGAUGGAAGGAAAAAAAUGGAACGCCAUACUUCGCGUCCGCCGAGACGUGCACUUAAAGCAGUUCGUGCGGAACCCACCCGGCCCGACAGGCGUACGUGUGUGUCUCUCUCUGUUCUCCAAGCUAUCAUCCAAACCAACACCAAGCUACCAGCCUAGCAGGAGGCAGUGGGGGAGCGAGGAUGAAGCAGCAUUUAUAUGCAUCCUCACAAGCACACAGCAGGUACACUCAAGACGUCAUAAGAGAGAGAGGGGGGGAGGGGAAGGUAGACAGUGUGUGCGUAUGUCAUGAGUAGGACCGAAAGAGAUCCCGUGUUCUCUCUGUUCUCCAAGCCACCAUCAAAACCAACCCAUCACACCGUUAUUUAGCGGACAGACAAGUGCCAAUCCAGACAUCCAGCACACAUCCAACCAACUCGGUGUCAUGGAACUAGACGCCACCCUGUCACGAACACACAUGGCUAAAUAUGAGUGCUCGGCAGUGCCUGAGGCUAAGAAAAUGAGCGAACACCCAUCCUCUCAACCAUCAAAAUGACUGAAGAGAAUCCACUUGUCUGUCUGUCUGUCUGUCUCUCUAUCUCCCUUAAAACAGGCUCACUUAAGUGACAGUCUGGCUAUUGCCCUUUAUAUGCGUACGCAUACGCACGCACAGCGCCCCUCCCUGUAUUCGCCAGAAAGCAUUGCCAUCUUCAUUGCUC
Vitrella brassicaformis is the source of this 5350-nucleotide messenger RNA. The record is from the annotation of a GenBank genome assembly. NCBI's taxonomy places the organism in Eukaryota, Vitrellaceae.